AGCAGGGCUUGCCCGGGCGUGUUGGAGCUGCAGGUUCCCUGGACGCCACGUGCUGGCGUGAGAAGACUCUCGGGGCUUUCAGGCUGCUGCCCCGUAGGCAGAUUACCUCCCAGACCUCCCUUGCCCUGAGCGGUGAGCUGAUUGGGAUGGUGGCCCGGGAAGCUCCAGAGUCUGCCCAGUGCCUGUGCCCUUCCCUGGCCAGCCUGAAUGCCAAGGAUGUGCUUCGGAGGAAACACAAGAGGAAGAGCCGACAGCACCAGCGGUUCCUGGCCCGGAAGGCCUUGCUGCAGGAGCAUGGGUUGUGGAGCACACCCCCGGAGCCAGGAUCCUCCCCAGGCACCGAAGCCGCCAGUAGUGUGAGGCAGCGUCCAAGGGCUGAAUCUGGAGGUGCCCCAUGCAGCAGAAAGCCCACCCCCAGAGAAUCUGCUGGGCCCUUGCCCAGCAAGUGCGUGGCUAUCGACUGUGAGAUGGUGGGCACGGGACCCCGAGGGCGGGUGAGUGAGCUGGCCCGCUGCUCCGUGGUGAGUUACUACGGCGAGGUCCUCUACGACAAGUACAUCCAGCCUGAGAUGCCCAUCGUGGACUACCGCACUCGCUGGAGCGGCAUCACCAGGCAGCACAUGCGCAAGGCCAUCCCCUUCCAGGUGGCCCAGAAAGAGAUCCUCAGGCUCCUGAAGGGCAAGGUGUUGGUGGGGCACGCCCUGCACAAUGACUUCCAGGCCCUCAAGUACAUCCACCCUCGGGGCCAGACCCGGGACACCACUUAUGUCCCCAGCCUCCUCAGCCAGCCCAGCCUCCACGCCCGGACCCGCGUCUCUCUCAAGGACCUGGCCCUGCAGCUGCUGCACAAGAAGAUCCAGGUGGGCCAGCACGGGCACUCGUCGGUGGAAGACGCCGUGACGGCCAUGGAGCUCUACCGGCUGGUGGAGGUGCAGUGGGAACAGCAGGAGGCCAGCAGCCUCCAACCUCACCCUGAGGACAGAGAGCCCGACAGCAGCACAGACAUGGAGCAGUACAUGGAGGACCAGUACUGGCCGGAGGACCCGGCCCAGGGCGCCAGCAGAGGAACAGGGGAGGCGCCGGGCAGAACGGAGUGAGGCAGGAGAAGCUCCACUGGGGAGCGGGGACCAGGAGUGGCUGGGGCCGGAUGCCACCAGUGUCCCCCAGGGCCUAAAGUGUUGGGACCAUCUGCCCACAGCACAGUCCCCGAUUCUGUGGUUUUGCUGAUGGCACUUUAUAGGCACCAUGAAAAUGGCAGGUGGGCUAGCUGCUAGAGCCCAGCAGGAGUAGGGGAUGCACCGGCAGACUUCCCACCCCCAGGCUGUGCUCUCUAAAGGGAUGAUCUCUCCCUGCUUGGGGGCGGGGGGUGUGGGUGUCCCUAUUCAAGAAUUCCCUUGUCUCGCCCCAGUGCCCUGGGGUAAAGCUCUCUUCCUGUUGUCACCAUCUACCUCUUCCUCCACAGUCAUUUUCAGGAGAAUAACUACGCCCUGAAGCUACAGAGUUUAGGCCACUCAAGGGUCAUUUUGUCCCUUUCUCUCAGAACUGGAACUCUGGCUGUAGCCAUCGUAGGAGCUGCCAGGCUACAAUGGAAUAGCAGAGACCACAGCUCGUGGGGAGCUGGGUCCUCACUUGCUCACCACCAGAAGUCACCAGGCACUAUUCUGGGAGGAGGGAAGGCAGAUAGGCUUUGGGUGGAGACUGGCAUAUGUAUUUUGACCCAAGCCAGGCAUUCCUCCUGCCCACCCAGCGCUAGGCUCUCUUAAGCAAAAGUCUGAGAAACAAGACAGCGGUUUGAAUUCUGGGACCCCUGUGCAGAAUUGCCCACAGGGAUCUUUAUUUAUUGAGAGCAAGGCUACGGGUCUGUAGGGGAGCAGAGGGCGGGUCCACUGGGGCCGGGCCGGGCAUUGACAGCUGUGCAGCUGUUGCACUCGGGUGGGUGCCCCCAAUCACUGUGGUGGUUGGGUUUUCUCCAGAUUUCUAAAAAUGUUCUGUGUCGGGAUUCAUCCCCUAUCCCUCUUUCCUUGUUUCCUAAGGGGCAGUUUGGGGGUAUUGGGGUAACCCAGAGCUCAGGUCACACAGAACCUUUGAGCCCCAUCUUUGCUCAUCACUCAAUAGCUUUGAGACUUAGGCAAGUGUGUGACUUCACUCUUGAGUCUGUUCCCUUGUCUGUAAAAUGGGGAUAAUGACACCACUACCUCACAGGGUUGUUAGGAGGAUGAAGUGCUGAGUGCUUGGCCCAGUGCCUGGCGCCUAGUAAGCCGAGGUCAGUGCGAGCGGCUGUGUUUUAAGGAUCAGUGUUGGGCUUUCCGGGUAACACCUGAACACGCCCUUGCGUUGAGUGGCUUUGACCCAGACAGGACUGUCCUCGUGGCUGUUCCAGCAGGUGGGGCACAGGCCUCUGAGGACAACUCAGAGGUUCCGGGCUCUCACGGUUCCCCGUGAUGUGUGGAUUUCACGUCAGCCUGAGCAAAGCAGCAGGGCCAGGAAGGGAGAGACACUGAAACCACGCAACUGCAAAAGCAGGGCCGCAGAUUGUUCUGGGAGCUGGCUGAGUCACUGACCACACCUGGCCUGGCUCCAGGACUUUGUUCUGGGUUCCUUAAAUGCCUGUAGCUGAAGCCACACUCUCAGUUGAGAAGUAGCUUUGGUUCUUUGGUCUGUGGGUUGAGGAAGGAUGGAGCUGCUAGCAGUGGGGAGAUGUACUGGGUUUAAAAUCAGCUUUGUUGUAAAACCUGGAAAAAAACUCAAUUGAAAAGUGGGUAAAGCGGCCUUUUCUUUGAAUUCUUCAGCUAGGGUGGGAGGGUGGCUUGGGGGAGGGAUUGUGGAGAUGCUGGGGCGCUGAGUCUUGCUGGGUGCUUUGACCUUUGAGGUGGGCGGCUUUCAAGAUGAUGCUUUGGGAUGUAGCAAGAAAAUACUACAGAAUUUAUAUAGUUUAUUAUUUUUUUUCCUUUAUUUUUUAUUUUUUUUAACAUCUUUAUUGGAGUAUAAUUGCUUUACAGUGGUGUGUUAGUUUCUGCUUUAUAACAAAGUGAAUCAGCUAUACAUAUACAUAUAGCCCCAUAUCUCCUCCCUCUCGCGUCUCCCUCCCAUCCUCCCUAUCCCACCCCUCUAGGUGGUCACAAAGCACCGAGCUGAUCUCCCUGUGCUAUGCAGCUGCUUCCCACUAUAGUUUAUUUUUGAAAAUUUUAUAACUGCCCUAGUAUAGAGCACAAGUUUAUUAAACUUGUUUCUCUUUGAA
Molecule: messenger RNA, 3238 nt
Organism: Balaenoptera ricei (Rice's whale)
Lineage: Eukaryota; Metazoa; Chordata; Mammalia; Artiodactyla; Balaenopteridae
Gene: AEN
Product: apoptosis enhancing nuclease
Exons: 4
Coding region: 147-1097 (316 amino acids)
Cellular component (GO): nucleus
Molecular function (GO): nucleic acid binding; exonuclease activity
Source: RefSeq, a predicted model, not a curated record